GUCAUCCUGCCUAAGGUCGAACCAUGAGGGUUAUAUAAUCACUUAUAGCUCGUUAGAGAGUUUAGCAAUCCAUCACAUUUUUUCUUCGUCAUUCAAAUCGUAGCUCAUGGAUAAAUCGGUAUCCUUCUUCAAUCAUCCUCCACCGUCACAUCACAUUCCUCCAAAUAUGGCUUAUGUAAACAACGUACUAGCCGCUCAAAACGAUGCCAUUUACAGAAGACAUUGCAAUUUUACAAAUUUGCCGCUCCAACAGCUUCGUCACGCAUCUCGAGAAGACGCCAUACUUCGUGAUGAACUGAGAGAAACUCGUAGGAGAUUGACAAUGAUGGAGAGAAGAAUUGAGGAGUUUGAGAAUCAGGUACACCCCAAUAAAACAAGGCAACACUCCAAUUUGAAACGAGGAUAUGAAUCUGCAUUACACGAGAGCUCCGUUCAGAACAUGAGACCACAGCACCCACUUUCGCAGGUCCCUACAGACAAGCCAGAACCCGAUCUUUCGUCUUGGCUCAUACAGCAGAGGCAAAAUUGCGAGCUAUGGAAUCAAAAUUUUGCUCUGAAAGAAUGUCUCAGAAAUAUCGAGUUGGAAAAUAGCGUGCUCAGAGAGAUGUGUCGUCAGAAAGAGAUAAACAUUUCCUUGCUGGAAAAGAAAACACGAGAGCUGAGGAGCGAUCUUAGUUUUUAUUCCGACUUAAGACAUGAUACAAAAGAAGUAACGCAAGCUUUUAAUUUCAAGCCACUAAAGAAGGAGGAAGCGAAAUCCUACAAAUGCACUUGCGGGCAGUGCUGAAACUCUACAGCUUUUUUGAUUCUGUACAUUAUGAGCAAUUUCACUCUCUUUGUGAU
This is a messenger RNA of Cylicocyclus nassatus, 843 nucleotides long. NCBI's taxonomy places the organism in Eukaryota, Metazoa, Nematoda, Chromadorea, Rhabditida, Strongylidae. The record is from the annotation of a GenBank genome assembly.